This is a messenger RNA of Ambispora gerdemannii, 2241 nucleotides long. The record is from the annotation of a GenBank genome assembly. NCBI's taxonomy places the organism in Eukaryota, Fungi, Glomeromycota, Glomeromycetes, Archaeosporales, Ambisporaceae.
AUGGAACACGCCGAAAAUGCCUCUGAAAAUGUCCAAGACGAUGGCUCAGACAUAGGGCAAUAUUCAAGUUCCGAAUCGUCAAGGCCACGCAGAGUAUCUCGUCCUGUCCCAAGACUAAUAGAAGAGAUUAGAAACAUAAAAAAGAAAAAGAAAAAAACUAUUUUGGAUGUCCCAAAGAAGUUAAAUAAUCGUGAGCGUAAUGAUGAUAUAUUAAGGGCACUUCAUAAGCUUAUCUUUGAUAUUAUUGGCGAUAGCGGAGGGAUUAAGAAGAGGUUGCGAAGGUUUUCUGGAUUCGUGUUUGAAAGUGAAGAGGAAGAGAAAUAUGCGUUGCUAAACCUUGAAUUAUGGACCUCCGAAGAUAUUAGAGAAUGUCUUUCAUUGUUUGAUGUAAAAACAACGGGCGAUAAGGAUGCACUUGUUGAACGCAUGUUUAACUUUCUAAAAAAACCAUAUGAUGUAAACACGAAAAGAGGUCGUCCUCGGAAACUUCACAAAAAAAUAACGGUAAUUGAACCAACUCCAAUGCAACCGGAAUCUUUUACCAUUCCUAUUCCUCAAUCAUUUGAUACUAUUCGUCGAGCACCGCGUCAUAAAUCGCCACUACAAAUAUUUUUCACACAUCAAAGACCCAUAUACAAAUCAAGAAAAUGUAAUAAAAACGCUUCACGAAAAGAAAUCGAGCAACAGAUGGCUGCGGCCUAUAACAGAUUAUCAGUAGAGAAAAAACAAAAGUAUAUUGAUAUCGCUGAACAUGAUAAUCACGUAAUGGAUGAAGCAUAUUUGAAGUAUACGGCUGCUUUGGUUCAGUCGAGUAGUCGGCAAAUAUCUUCAGAUUCCGCCAUUGACGUGAACUCUUAUUUGGAUAGUCAAAAUAUAUCAAUAACAAAAGACAUCAUAGGUCAUCUGGUCGAUGGGACUGGAAUCCACACUACCAAUGAGAGACUUAAUAAUGAAUCAAUUAAUAAUAAUACGAAUCAAAUGCAGAUUCAAGACAUUAUAAAUAAUGACUCGCUUCAAGUGGAUGAAUAUCCUCAAAUGCCAGAUGAGAUAAUUGAUAGGAAUAAUCCUAAUGAAGAAGAGAAUACUCAAAGUCUCGAAAUAUUAGAUAAUGGGUUAACAGAAAUGGAGGAAACUUCAGCUGAAACAGACAUUAAUAAUAACAUGAAACAAGAGAUCUAUGAGGGCAUGUCUCAAGCGGGUGAAAGUCCUCGAAUUGUAACUGAAAUAGUCAAUGAUAAUAUGGAUGAAAGUUUCGAACCUUUAUAUGUUCCAGCUAAUGCUGUCAAUUAUAUCAAUAAUGGCUUGUCACAAGUGGAUGAGGUUCUCCGAAUCCCAGCUGAAUUAGUUAAUAAUAAUGAAGUUCUCGAAAUACUUAAUGAUAGAUUAAGAGAGCUGGAUAAAACUCGAGCUCAAGAAACAUAUAAUAUUAAUAUGAAUCAAAUGAAUGACCAAAAUCUCGAAAUACAACUAUCAACUGAAACAGAUAUUGGCCGCAACACCGAUCAAGUUAAUACUCAGAAUCUUGAACUAUCAAUGACUGCAAUAGCUCGAACGGGUGAGAUUCAGAUUUCAGAAGAGAUAAAAAAUGAUCACAGUGGUCAACUAAAUAUUCAGGGUUUCGAACUUUUAUCGUACGCAGAUCAUGAAACUCGAGUUCAACCAGAAUCAAUCGAUAACAGCACAGAUCAAGUCACCAAUAAUAAUUUGGGACUAUUGAUUAAUGCACUUUCGCACUUGGACAAUGACAUUCGAGUUCCAGCCAAAUCAUCAACUGAUAAUGACACGGGUCAAGUGAAUGAUCACAAUCUCGCAAUAUCAAAUAAUAUUUCGUCACAAGUAAAUCAUACUCAAAUUCCAAUAAGCGCAUUAUUGAAUUCAGAUGAUAGUGAUGUUUUAGUAUCUACAAUUCGAGAGAAGUUUCAUCAAAUUCCCGACCAAUCAAUUAACAAGUUUCACGAAACUCGGAUUCCUGUAAGCAUUUUAUGUAACGAAGACGAUACAGCGAUUCCUUUAAUUCAUGAAUUUCAAAGUUAUCAACCAAUCACGAACAAUGUACCCCUUGUCAUGCCACAAGUAUCGCAAGAGAUGUCAUCUUACUAUAUAUAUGGCAUUGACGAUCGAUCCCAACCCUCCGAAAUCAUCAAAUAUUCUUCUCAAGUUAAUGUUGAAGAGUCUAAUAAUAGUAACGUCAAUGGCAGAGGAGAGAAAAGAAAAUUCAUUGAUGAAUGUGAUUUCUUAUGA